Molecule: messenger RNA, 1482 nt
Organism: Penicillium verhagenii
Lineage: Eukaryota; Fungi; Ascomycota; Eurotiomycetes; Eurotiales; Aspergillaceae
Product: Zn(II)2Cys6 transcription factor domain-containing protein
Exons: 4
Coding region: 1-1482 (493 amino acids)
Biological process (GO): regulation of DNA-templated transcription
Molecular function (GO): zinc ion binding; DNA-binding transcription factor activity, RNA polymerase II-specific
Source: RefSeq, a predicted model, not a curated record
AUGGUUUACAGAGGAAAGCCUGCGCUUGGCUGUGCGUGGUGUCGGAAGCGUCGACUAGCAUGCGAUCGGAAAACCCCGUGUUCGCAAUGUGUAAGAGCGGACAAGCAGUGCGGCGGAUAUCAUGAUCCAAACACACUGAGGAUUUAUGACCAGACCAAGGAAGUUGCGGUGAAGGCCCAGGGCCGCAGUGUGGUUGUACGCGGAUCGAAAUCGACAACAGCAAACACACCCAUGCCAUUCAAAUUCGUUUACGAGCCCAUCUCAAUAGAUGAACGCGCUACAUCUCACAUUUUCACUUAUUACGUGGGCAAGAUCGGCGGGCGGGGGCUGCUCUCUUUUUUGCCCGAGCUGCUGAGCACGGACCAAUCCGGUACACUUCAAGCUGCAGUCAAGGCUAUUGGACUUUCAAGCAUGUCGAGGAUUCAUAAUUUGCCGGAUUUGCGACGGUUGGCGAGCGAAGAAUAUAGCACAGCCCUGAUGUCACUCAAUAAAGCUUUGCAAAGUCCAAUAACGGCGAAGUCCGACUCUACCCUUGGAACCGUUGCAAUGCUUUCCAUGUAUGAGAUUGUUGCCUGUCACGAUAUGAUGUCAGGCCGGGGAUUCGAUAUAAUGGAUCGCUGGUUAAAUCAUGUCGAAGGAGGCAUGCGACUUCUCGAGUUGCGAGGCGUCGACCAAUUGAACACCACUGCCGGAGUGGAAUUAUUCACAACAGUGCGGUUGCAGACUGCAAUCAGCGGAGUUUUCUUCAGACACAACGGUUAUAAUACACCCUCAAUAGCAGCAAUAUCGCAAGUUGCGCGUACUCGGCGAGACGCUGUCACUCAGCCGAUUGAGGAUUUCUACAAUACACUAAUUCAGUUUAACGAUCUUGCUGGCGAGGUCAAUGAUGACUGUUCAAAUUUCACAGUUGAAAAUCUAGGCUCCUACAUCGGGAGAGCUCUACGCCUAGAUGCUGAUUUACGGUCAUGGGCAAUGUCACUCGGCCCAGGCUGGUCCUUCACCACCGUGACAGAGCCCAAUUUCAACAGUAGCGAUGACACGCAAUUUCCUAUGAACGGAGGCAAUUAUCACAUCUACAACAACGUCAAUCUUGCCUCGAUGUGGAACCACUAUCGUCAGACACGGAUUGUUCUCCACGAGAUGAUCCGAGUACUGGCGUUGUACCUAUCGGAGCUUCGAGAUUCAUCGGAAUGUCAACAAACCAUACUUGAAUCUGCUGCCAUAAGUAACCAGAUGGUGAAUGAUUUAUGUUCGAGUGUACGGUAUCAUUUCAUGUCCGAUGAAGCUCGCUUUGGGGGCGCCGUCCGUCUGCUAUGGCCAUUAUUCCUUGCAGCUGGUGUUCGUGGCUUGAAUCCCGAGAUCAAAGAGUGGAUUAUUAAAAUACUAUCCCUGAUUAGCAAGGCCAUGGGUAUACAGCAGGCUGCCGUCAUGUCGCAGCUUCUACGGGAGGGACGCUUAACAAACCUCAUUCCUGGAACAUAA